Molecule: messenger RNA, 838 nt
Organism: Schistosoma curassoni
Lineage: Eukaryota; Metazoa; Platyhelminthes; Trematoda; Strigeidida; Schistosomatidae
Source: the annotation of a GenBank genome assembly
AUGUCAGAUGAACAAACCUCUAUUUGUAACACUGAUGAAAUAGUGAAUUGUCCUAAUGAAGUAGAAAGAAACCAUGAUCAACACUAUCCAAUAAAAGAUGAUUCUAUACAAUCAGAAGAAAUAAUAGUAAAUAAUAGUGAACUAGAUAAACAAGAAGAGAAUCAAAAUGAAGCUGUUGUAAUUAAAGAAAAUGAUCAGUGUAAAACAGAUGUUAGUUCAUCAAUGGAAAUAUUGAAAAGUCGAGAAAAUGAAGGUGACGAUGAAGCAAAAGAGGAAGAAGAAGAAGAAGAAGAAAAAGACAAACAUACAAAAUUAAAAGAAAUUUCAGACAAAGAAGAUGAUUCAGAAAAACCAUCAACUUUUGAAAUCAUUGACAAAAAUCUAGAACAAUCUGAAACAACCGAGAAUUCAUCAGGCGAGAAAGACAAAGAACACAAGAAAAAAGUCAAUCUAGUCAAAUGGUUAAAGAAAAAUGUACAUAUUCAUUUACCAAAGCAUCACUCCUUUAAAAAGGAAAAGCCCGUUAUGGAAUAUAAGACUGAAUGUAUCAAUUCAAAUGAAGAAUCAAUGUCUGAUAAACAAAUUAAUCAUAAUUCAUCUGAAGAAGUAAAAACUAUUGAACAUACUGAGAAUGAGCAAAAUGUAACAACUGAAGAGACACAUGAAACUACCGAAUUAUUACAAUCCACAAUUGAGAAUACAACAGCAGACCAUUCCUUAGUCACAUCUACAACAAUAAGCAAUGCACAAUUAUAGUUGACUUAUUUCUUUGUAUGUGUGUAGUUAAUUUGUCAGUUUUUCAAUCUGUUAAAAAACAUGUAAUAAUUUUUCUUUCUCU